Xiphophorus hellerii (green swordtail) is the source of this 2433-nucleotide messenger RNA. RefSeq names its product family with sequence similarity 131 member Aa (gene fam131aa). The record is from RefSeq and is a predicted model, not a curated record. The coding region runs from base 948 to 2018 and encodes 356 amino acids. NCBI's taxonomy places the organism in Eukaryota, Metazoa, Chordata, Actinopteri, Cyprinodontiformes, Poeciliidae. The transcript has 5 exons.
AGGGUGAAGUUGAAAUUAACACUUCCACAGUCUAUGUUUCCGAUUUGGUUGACGGGGUUGCUUCUUGUUUUAUUAUUGGCAAAUAACUGAAAUAAGUAAAUGUAACGAAAUAUGUAGGAACCAUACAAAUGCGAUGCAAAUGCAGCUUAAUUUCAUGUGACCUAUAACAAUCCCCACUGAAGUGUCGCUCUGUCCACUGUGCUGAAAUCUGUGCGUCUGAAUCUCAGGAGGGAGCCUUUCGGAGCUCCACGCCCCCCUGUGUUUGUCAGCGUUCAGCAUGAGUGUCAUCUCACGGGUGUGUUUUCCAGGCUGAAGCUCUCUCCUCUGGGGAGCGUUGACUGUCACCUGAGCUGCAGAAACAGUUUCCACCUUCAUAUCACUUCCUCCCUGAGUUCCCCGCCUGCCUGUUUGCUCGCAUUUCCUGUCAUGCUUGACUUCAGUGUAAGCCUUUUACCACCGCCGGGAAGAUUUUCCUUCUUAGCUGCUUUAGGAGCCAAUCUGCUUAACAAUAUCUGUUAAGUCAUGCAUGUUUGCUCGGGCUAUGCGUCUCUUGCUUGUUAAAAGUCCCAGAAACAGAAACGGGACAUGUUUUGAAUCCGCCUUGUCCAACUGACCCAGUUGGUCAUGUGAGUUUACCUUUUGAGGGCACGGAGUUCAUUAGGUAGCAGUAUCGGUUUCAAUCAGCAGCUCUGCGGUAAGCGCGUUCAGCUGGAACUGCUUUACCCACACGCCAUAUGUCUCCUCAGUCAAAUGGAGACUGCUGCCCCAGCCCUCUGACCACUCGGACCGGGUUUCACCGGCUUACUGUGGCUUUAGCAGCAUCUGUGCAGCAAAUUUAGGGCAUUGCUGUCUGCUUGUCUGACUGGUGGUUUAAACCAGCAAAGCGGAGCGGUGAUGUUUAGUUGUGUGGGUUUAUGACGCCCUGAAACCAUCUCUGCGUGUCCGCAAUGACGCCAAGCAUCAGGAGUAGCGAAAGAAUGGAGAGGCAAAGUGUGGAAGAGGAAGGAGAACUUCACACUGAAGUGAAAUUUGAAGAGAGUGAAAUGAUUCCAAAGUCGGGAAAAUCUCCGGCAGACUCCAGGAAAACAGUCGGCAUCCAUGAAUUUGCAGCGCUCGCCAGAUCUUCAUUGAAUGGCAUCUCUCAGGCGGUGAGGGACCAUGUGACGAAGCCCACCUCCCUGGCCCAGGGCCGGGUCGCCCACCUCAUAGAGUGGAAAGGCUGGCCGAAGCCUACAGGUCCUCCGCCAGGCACUCACUCCCAGUUCAACUCUUACUGCCGUCUGACCGAAGGGGAGAAGGAGGCUCGGUUUGCUGCAGGAGUGGCUGAGCAGUUUGCAAUUGCCGAGGCCAAGCUGCGUGCCUGGGCGUCGCUAGAUGAUGAUGAGGAGGACGAGGAAGACUUCAAUGAUGAAGAAUCCCACACCAACGGACAGAGUUGCAACAUAUCCACAGAGAAUCCAGGCGCCGCCAUGUCCAAACCAAUCGGCGGAGUGCCAUGCCAGCCUGAGAGCCAAGACGUCGAGGUGCCACAGUCUGUUCGUCCCAUAGGCUCCGUCAGCAGCGGCGGCCCUUUCCAAGACAGGCCUCCGACUGAUCAUGACCUACAGAGCGGCUCGCCGUCUUCACGCAGCGACUGCAUGUGUCCAUUCCUGGAGGAAGAAGAAGAGGAAGAGGAAGAGCGGCUGCACGGGCUGGUGGAGCAGCUGACUCCCUUGCAGGAGCAGCGUGGCGAGGACUGCGUCCACAGCAAGCCGGAGUGGCGGCCCCGGAACCGGAGCAGCAGGUUCGACUCCUGCUACUCCACCUCUCACUCCGAGUCCCCCGGAGAGGAGGACGAGGAGGAGGAAGGCAGCGUGUUUCACGAGGUGCGGGUGUGGCACUGCAGCCCCAGAGGCUUCUUCUCCGACCGGGGGUCUUCUGGAGUGGCGUCUUUCGACGAAGAGGAGGAGAGGGAGGAGGUGGAAGAGGUAGAGGAGGAGGAGGAGGAGAAGAAGGAGGAGAAGGAGUAUUUGAUGUGAUGUAUCGUCCAUGUUUAUGUCUUUCUGAGUCGAUGUUGAUUCCGAUACGACAUAGAUCUAGUCCGAUGACAUUGUGAACCUCCUCUCAUCUCCUCCUCCCCUCUUCCCGCCAUCUCUCCUCCUCUGGAAGCUUUUCAUCCGUCAGCCUUCCAGGCCUUUUACUGAUCUCCUCCCACAGGUUAUUGCUGCUGUAAACAGUGCACGUGUUGGAGAGUUUAAUCAGGAUGUAAAGCUGUUGUUCAAACUGAGUUUUGUAUAUUUUUGUGAAGAGUCAUGUGCUGUUCAUUUGUUGUUUUUUUUCUAUGGAUGUUUUGUAGUGUGGUGUAUUUUCCAGCUCAUCCUGUGUCACAUGGGUUUGAUAUGGAAAGCACGAGUGUCCUGCAUACAGUAUAUAAAUAUGAUUUUUGAAACAAGA